This is a messenger RNA of Parasteatoda tepidariorum (common house spider), 5040 nucleotides long. NCBI's taxonomy places the organism in Eukaryota, Metazoa, Arthropoda, Arachnida, Araneae, Theridiidae. The record is from RefSeq and is a predicted model, not a curated record.
AAUGAUUUGGACCACCAAUAUAUUAGUUAUAAAUUAAUCAUAUGUGCAGACUUUGAUAAAAUGAAAAAUUUUCUGCAAACACCAAUUCUGAACUAAAAAACUUUCUACCAGCAAUUAUUGACUCUUGUUAACUAGUUUCAACCUUUUUGUUGCCAUCUAAUGUUAAUGUUGAAAUUUGUUCAAAAGUCAAUGCUUUUUUUCAAAGUGUUGUGAUUUUUUAUAAAACUCAGAUUACUAUAUAUCGGCAUAAUUAAAAUUUUUUUUUUUUUUAAUGUAGCAGCUUUUUGGAGGUAUAGAACUAGUUAUUGACUUAAAAAUUUUCUGUUCUUGUAAUCAAAUUUUCUUAAACUGAUUGCGGAGUUAGAGUAUGGAAAUUUUGACUGUUUUUUAAUUUUUAUAAAGAGUAAAGUUAAAAAUCUUCCCGCAAUAGUGAAAAAUCGCACAUUUGUGUAUAUUAUGCAUUUCUGCAUGUAUUUGUUAAAAGAUGAUAAUCAGACGAUGGAAUGUAUACCCAUACAGCUACUAAUAUCACAGGUAUAUCCAAACAUAUCUGUCACGUAACCAAUGUUUAUAGAGGUUUAAAUACGUUGAAGUAUGUGGAUUUAGACUUCUCUGAGAUAUAAUUUAUGGAUAUUUGGAGGUAUCCAGAUAUAUCUUAAAUCCUAGAUAUGGAUAUUUUACAUAUUUCUUGAAUUUUUACUAUUGAUAUGUUUUCGAUAUUUGGAUGUUUUUAGAAUGUUUGAGAGAUGUUUCAAAUUAUACUUAAUAUCCGAGACAGAUCCAGUUUUUGGAUAGAGAUUAAAAUUUUUGUACAUUGAUUGGAUUUGCCCUAUUUAUAAGUGUAAAGAACAAUUGUUAUUUUCAAUUUAGAGUUUAAUCCAAUAAAUAAUAUUUUAACUGGUGACCUCAAUUAUUUUUUAUUAGCAUUUCAAUGUAAGUAAAUUUGAAAUCUUAUACUGGUUCACUUUUCGCUUAAAAUUUAUCAUUACUCAUAAUUGUGAUGAUGAAUUUCAGAUGCACCAUCUCCUUGAAUCUACUUGUUUCUCUCAUUUCAUUUGGAAUUUAAAAUGUAUUAAGAUAUUUACCUAAAAGUGCCAAUAUAUAUAUUUUUUUAAUGUCGCUUAAUAUUGUUGCUAUAUUGUUCAAAAUUUUGAUUUUAAAAGUGAUAUUAUUAUGUUUUUUUCUUUAAAAGUGAUAUUACUCUUUUUCUUUCCCAAUUUUAGCCAGUUUUUUUCUCGUUUUUAUUUACUUUUUGGUAAGGGGGUACAUAAAAUAUUUGAUAUAUGAGACACAAAUAUAAACUUUUUGUGAGACUGCAUUUGUUUUGUCUUUUACAUGACCAGUGCACACAACUUAGUUGCAGUAAAAUCUAUUUUUAAAAAAACAUUAAUAGAAUUCUUCUAUAACAAGAAGGGCAAUUACAAUUUCUUGUCAUGAUAAACAUACUUUGUAUGGCAAUGGAGAAGUGUCACUAUUUUGUGAUAACAUAGUGUAAAGAAAUAAAUUUGAAGUAGUCUAAAGGAUAAAGUCUCUUUCUUGCUAAUCAGCGGUUACAUCUAACAAACAGCUAAUGUCGGACAAUUACUGCAACUUAAGGAGAGGAGAGUUAAAAAUCUAUCAUGGAUUUGUGAAGUAGAAGAAAAAAUUUAUCAUAACUUAGAUUGAUGCUGGAGAAUGGAGUGCCAAUAUGUUGCUACUCAAAGAGGUGGAAUUGCUCUAUUAUAUGAAGGACAUCGUUAUAACAAAGUUCGUGAUGGUAAAGAAGGCACCGUUUAUUGGAGAUGUGCAAGGGAUCGACAAUGUCCUGGUCGAGCUGUAACUGUUUAUAGUCGAAUAAAAAAAGCUAAUAAUAAACACAACCAUCCUCCUGAUGCAUGGCGCAAUAAAGUGGAUCAAGUUGUAUCAGAUUUAAAACUUCGCUCUCAAGAAGAAAUUACCCCACUUCCUACAUUAUUCACUGAGACUCUAAAAUAUUUAGCUGUAAAUCCUCAAAUGACUACACUUACUGAUAUUGUACCUUCAUUGUCAGCUAUCAAAGCUGUGGAACAUUCUCAGAAUAGAAGAAUGCCAGCUCUAGUUCCAUUCCGAGAAUUGACUCCUGAAGAUGACUGGAUGUUUAUUAAUAAUGCAUCAACAUCUGAACCUUUAGAUAUGGCAAUGAAAAAUACUGGUGUAUUAUUGAAAAGAAUGAGAGCUCUUUUCAAAAUUUCUAGUUAUGUUUCAGAACCACUGCAAGCAUAUAUCAUUCCAUGUACAGAUGCUCAUCAGAGUGAAUAUCUUGUUCCUUGUGACAGACGUCGAGCUUUUAUCUCAGGAUUUACUGGUACAACUGGCACUGCUGUGAUAACAGAAAACCAUGCAAGCCUCUGGACUGAGCGAAGAUACUUUCAGCAGGCAGACAAGCAACUUGACAAUAAUUGGACUCUUCUCAAAGAAGGUUUGCCGGGUACACCAUCCAUUCAUGAAUGGUUGUCAAGAGUGCUUCCUGUUGGAAGUAGAAUCGGGAUUGACCCAUUACUGAUAAGUUAUGAGGAUUGGAUUGAUCUGUCUUCCAAGCUAGAAUUAUCAGGACAUUCAUUACAUGCAGUCUCUCAAAAUCUGGUUGAUUUAAUCUGGGAUGAUCGACCAGAUCCCCCUUCAAGUAUAAUUGAGCCUAUGUCUCUUGUUUAUACAGGAAGGUCUUGGCAAGAAAAAGUAUUUGAUGUACGGCUUCUCAUGAAACACAAAGGAGCUACUGCUCUCAUUGUCACAGCACUAGACGAAGUUGCCUGGCUUUUCAAUUUGCGUGGAAGUGAUUUUGAAUUUAAUCCUCUUUUUCUUGCUUUUGGUGUUGUUACUUUAGAAACAGUUUAUCUUUUUAUAGAUGACUGCAAGAUUACUGCGCAGGUUAAACGUCAUUUUCAAGAAGGUUCUUUUGAUAAAAUUCGAAUAGAAAUAAGGCCCUAUCAGUUAAUUCAAGAAUUUCUAAGUUGGCUUGUCAAUCAGCAGCAUGACAAAAUUUGGAUUAGUAGAAAAUCUAGCUAUGCUUUUUUAAAGUUGAUUCCUGAAGGAUCUCGUAUUGAAAGUGCAAAUCCAAUAUUGCUGAUGAAAGCUGUGAAGCAUGAUGUUGAAAUUGAAUGCAUGCGACGAGCUCAUGUCAAAGAUGCAGUGGCAAUGUGUGAAUUUUUUGCCUGGUUAGAAGAUGAAAUUGCAACAGGAGAUGUAACUGAGCACACAGCUGCUUUAAAAAUUGAAGAUUUUAGACGACAACAAGAAGAUUAUGUGGGUCCAAGUUUUGAAGUAAUUUCAGCCUCAGGACCAAAUGCUGCUCUUGUUCAUUAUCAUCCAACUGAAGAGACUACAAAAAUCAUAUCAAUUGAUGAAUUUUAUAUGUGUGAUUCUGGUGGUCAGUACAUUGAUGGCACAACAGAUGUGGCCAGAACUUAUUUUUUUGGAACCCCAUCACAAUAUGAAAAGGAAUGCUUCACUAGGGUAUUAAAAGGACACAUUGCUAUAUCUUCUGCAGUUUUUCCUAAACAUAUCAAAGGUCAAAUGCUUGAUACAUUAGCUAGAAAAUCAUUAUGGGAAGUAGGACUAAAUUAUAUGCACAAAACUGGACAUGGUGUCGGAGCAUACCUCACAGUUCAUGAAGGACCAACUGAAAUUGAUUGGAAAACUAAUCCAGAUGAUCCUGGUUUGCAAGAAGGAAUGAUAUUAUCAAAUGAACCAGGUUAUUAUGAAAGUGGACGAUUCGGCAUUAAAAUUGAAAAUUUAAUUCUUGUGAAAAAAGCUGAUACUAAGUACAACUUUCAGGACUGUGGUUUUUUGACAUUUGAGCCACUUACCUUGAUUCCUUUUCAAACAAAGUUAUUGGAUACAUCUCUUUUAACAGUUGAAGAGAUGGAUUGGUUAGAUAACUAUCAUCAAAUCUGUCGAGACGUGGUUGGGAAAGCCCUGAGGGAACAGGGUAGACUUAGUGCCUUUCAAUGGUUGAUGAGGGAAACUCAACCCCUUGGUUAACAAAUAUGGUAUCAGUCUGGUUUUGUGCCAAAAUUCUCAAAGCUAAAUAUUUCUUUGUUUUAAAAAGAAAUGGAUGUUAGGCUUCAAGCCAAGUAUUAUUUUUUCAUUUGUUUUAGCUUUUACUUCAAAAUGAAGUAAAAUAUUGCAUUGCUGUAUUUGUGAUGUUCAUAUUAAGUUGUGAUACAUUUAAAUAAAGAAAUUAUAUAUAUAUAUACUAUAUUCCAUCACUGAUUAUAGGAUAUCAGUGUGAAAAAAAGUUAAAAGUUUGUUUAGGCCUAUAGUUACCUACAUAUGAGGCUUUAUCAAACAUUAAUAUCAUUGCAAGUACUACUUAUAAUUAUUAUGCUUUCAGGUUUCCAAAUUAUUAAAAGCGCAAUUAUUAUAAAUAUUGUUCAAAUAAUUACCAUCAGUUUAUUUUACACUUUUGUACCCUCUAGGUGAAAUUUUCGUACCCACUAGUAUUUUCCUUUAAGUGAAAAAAAAAUUGGUAUGUGUAUUUAAUGAAAAGUGUUAUGAUGUAAUAAUACAUUUAAUUGAGUCUAUAAAAUUAAGAGAGCAUAUUUCUUUUUUCAAGAAUGGAAUGCAGUGCGGCUCUGUACAAUUUUCUUAUCAAAUGUUUUAAUGAUUAAUAACAACUGCAAACGAAAGUAUCAUUAUUUAGAGUGUGUAUAUGUACCUUCUUUUCACCAGCUUAAUUAUCUUAUUUCUUUGUUGAGAUAGUUAUUUCACAAAACAUAAUAAAUAUUUGUUUAAAAGGAAAACUGAAGGAAUAAAAUCUAUCUUUAUCAAUUUUUGCAUUAGUAGCCAAUUCCUUGUAAGACAAAAGAUAAUAAAAUAAAAUAGGUAUAGUUGAGAGGAUCUAUAGUUUGAGUUCAGUUUCCUAUAUAAACUUUGCACUAUUUCCUGGUGAUUAUUUUUUUAGCAUUUGAGGAAUAUUUUGAUAUGCGAGUUUCCUUAUAAUUGAAUAUUAUCCAAAAAAAAAUAUCUGUUUUCAAUUAAAUAUUAUCGAUAAAAUAUUUGUUAUUGAUUCAAUUUCUGUAU